ACAUGACAUCUUCCCUUAUGCUCCACUCUUCCUUUGCUUAUUUUGUGUUCCAAAGCCAAACUUUCUUUGUCUAAUUAAUCAACUCUUUACUUUAGCAAAAUGGUCAUUAAGAUCCCUUGUACGUUCAUUAAACUCAUGCCCCUCAUCUCCUUAAUCCUCUAUAGUCUUAUUAUCGCAACGGUGAAUACUCAUUCGGUUUUAGCCGAAGAAGUUACCAAAGAAGACCCAGAGUUCUACAUUCUUGAUGAAACUCCUACAAUACAUUCAAAUCUAACAAUAUCAUCCAAAACCCGGCUGCUAGUUUCCCACUACAAAAAGAUCAGAAAAGGGAUGAGAUGUCAUGUCGCAGGUUACAACAUUUGCGACGGGGUAAAGGCGGACAAGGGGACGAGUUUGUUGUACUGUUGCAAGAAGCAUUGUCGGAAUAUCUUAGGAGACAUGAAUAAUUGUGGACGGUGCGGUCACAAAUGCAGAUUCGGACAACGGUGUUGCGGAGGCAUCUGCACCUAUGUUGGCUUUAACCCCAAGCAUUGUGGUAAAUGCAACAAAAAGUGUAAAUCCGGGAUUAAAUGUGAGUAUGGAUAUUGUGGGUACGCUUGAUUUUUAAAAUGAAAAAGUUGGACGGUUAAGGGGGGCAAUUUUUAAGAGUAGUGUAUUACGUAAGAAACUUAUAGUAGAGAAAUCAACGUAUACAAGAUUUAUAUAUA
Molecule: messenger RNA, 707 nt
Organism: Arabidopsis lyrata subsp. lyrata
Lineage: Eukaryota; Viridiplantae; Streptophyta; Magnoliopsida; Brassicales; Brassicaceae
Product: protein GRIM REAPER
Exons: 1
Coding region: 100-600 (166 amino acids)
Source: RefSeq, a predicted model, not a curated record